Bombina bombina (fire-bellied toad) is the source of this 3640-nucleotide messenger RNA. RefSeq lists its product as uncharacterized. Lineage: Eukaryota; Metazoa; Chordata; Amphibia; Anura; Bombinatoridae. The transcript is spliced from 3 exons. The coding region runs from base 765 to 2912 and encodes 715 amino acids. The record is from RefSeq and is a predicted model, not a curated record.
AAAAGCUCAAGCAUUUCUGAAAUGUGUUUCAGAUCUAGAGUUGACUGGAGUAAUUAUGCCAGUUCCAGUUCCGGAACAGGGGAUGGGGUUUUAUUCAAAUCUCUUCAUUGUACCAAAGAAGGAGAGUUCUGGAUCUAAAAAUAUUGAAUCGUUAUGUAAGGAUACCAACAUUCAAGAUGGUAACUGUAAGGACUAUGUAAUAAUGGCAUGAUCUGAAUUCACAUAUGGUCUGGAAGGGGUAUAUAUAUAUACAUAUAUAUAUGGUAUAUGUAUUCUACAAGAACUCAGCUGAAUGGUCAAGAAGGGGUUAACUCCUCAUUCAGAUACUAGGUCACUAUGGAAUGUAGAAAGAUCACAUUACCAGACCCCCAUCUGAGAAGGAUGACCAGCUGGCUUAAGAUCCUUUGUCUAAGGCUAAUGCCAUUCCCUACCCCCAAAGCACAUGCAGGAUGAAACCAUAUACUCUUAAAAUUACAAUGGGGGCUUGCUUAUGAGUGACAUCAUCAUUGUGGGAGGGAUGAAAAACUUACAAUAAAAGUAGCAGGAAUACUGGAGUUCACCCCUCUUUCACUCUUUUUCAAUUGGAAUGGUGACCACAGCUAACAUCAGAAUUGAGCGUUUCAGCAGUAAAGUCUUUGGCCAAGACUACAGAUCCAGAGAGGCAUUACCUAAGGAUCAGUUGAACCAGACGCAGAGAAAAUCAUAUCGCGCAGGACGUGAAUCUGAUUUGCUGGCAGUCUGAAGACACUUUAAAGUAUUUCAUUAUGUGGAGCCUGAGAGGAAUGAUCGCCACAAACCUAUUUGUAUUUGUGUGGGUGUUAUUGCAAAAACUUCCAAUCUGUGACUGUAAUGAACUUUCAAUCACAAACCUCACAAGGAGUCGUAGAUGGAGCUCAAGCAGCAUCAUCAGAGGAUGGACAGACUUAUGGAGCUCUCAAGACCUUCACAAAGAUUGUUUGGGAAAAUUGACUUUUAAUGUGGGUGGGAAAAUUGAAAUAUUUGCAGAAAAACAUCAAGACAAUUUAAUUGGUUUUUGGAGGGUCAAUCAGGGUAAUAAAGUUGAAUGGGAAUGUAAGUGGGUGGCUUGGGGAAAAUGGACUGUAGGUCUGGUGGGAGAAGGUGUUUCUGUGUCUACAACAUUUACAAAUCCUAUUCACACUAUAAAUGGCGAUAACUAUAAUAUAACCAAGGUUAUAUUUGAACAACAAAUUGGAGAAGGGAUUAAUUGGAGGGUUACAGCUGCCAACUUUGGUGGAGGGAUUGAAGUAUACUUAAAAAUAGAUCAAAUAAAGGAAACAACCACAUUUACGCCUUUGAUCUAUUCUACUUUAAUCACUACACCAAAGAUGAAACAUUAUGACAAUACUCCAAUGUGUAAGGGGAAAAGUGUUGUUUCUAGUGGUCCAUUUCAAACAAGUACAAUCAAGCCAACUCCAGUAUUGAGGGAUGCCACAUUCCAAUUUAUCACGUGGAAGAUUAAAAUAAUAGAUUGGCUAGUUUCCACACAUUACCAAAAUUGUUCCAGAAUUACUGCCACUAUGGAAAAAGCAUUAGUUAAGUGGGCAGAAGGUACUAGGAGAAGGACUAGGAGGGAUAUCAUGGAUACAGUUUUGGGAGGUGUGGGAACAGGGCUAGGUGUGGUAAAUUCCAUUGACAUAUCCAGCUUAACAGCAACCUUACAGUCUCAGGGGAUGUUAAAUGCAAAAGGGAUUCAUACGCAACAAAUGAUAAACACUCUGGUAGAGACACUGACACAGACAGUCAUUCAGGUUCAGGGUCCUGCCAUUCAACAUACAGAGGAAAUACUGAUAGGAGUAAUUAGCAGGUUAAGGGAAGUAUCCUGGGAUUUUGUGUGUAUUUCCAUGCAAACAGAAUUAUCAACUGACUUUAAAUUAAUAGCACAGGCUAUGGAAAAUAACCAUACACCUUUGGGAGGGUGGGAGCAGUCUGUUGUUAACAGUUUUGCAUCAAAACACAGAGAAUUAUGGUUAAACAGUUGGUUGGGCUGCAGGGAAAAUAUAUGCAGGGCUACUUCACUUGUGCCCACUAGUGGUACCUAUCAGAAUGUUUAUCAUUUGUUUUCACUAGGAACACCUGUCACAGAAUCUCAUGUUUUGCAUCAUGAGUUAGAGUUCCCAAAUUUGAUAUGGAAUGGUUCCCAUAUGGAACAGGUAGAUAUGUCUGGCUGCAUAAGGUUUCCUUCUAAAAUUUUAUGUCUACCCAACCAGGCAAGAAUAAUUUUUGAUUCCUGCUGGCAUAAUCACUCAUAUUGCAAUGGUUUUGUGGAGAAAGUUAAUCCCCAAGAUAUGAUUUUUCCCUUAGGACAAGGAAAGGUGUGUUUUGUUGCAUUGAAGCCUAAAGAUGAAGUGCAUGUAUGGUUUGACAGGUGUAAUUCAAGGGAACAAAUCACACCAGGGAUUUAUUGUAUUACUGGGUACCCUGUGAGGAUAAGUUCACUACAGUUUAACUUCACUGUCCCACAGUUACUCACAUAUAACGCUACCUUGGGGGCUCCACUCAUAACCCCAAUAUUAGUAGAUGAUGCACCUUGGCAAAAAUGGGUAACCUUAUUGCAAAAAGACUCUGUGUUACUAGAACAUCUUAAAAAUUUUGGGGAACGUGUUCAUGUAAAUUUCUACCAUCAGGAACAAGAACUACAAAGGAUUGAACAUACUUUUACGGAGAUGUCAAGUGCAACCUGGUGGCAGAAAUUAGCAAAUUCCUUUUCGAAACAGUCAUCAUGGGGUUCUGCAUUGGGAAAUCUGUUUAUACAUCCAUUUAUAAUCAUAUUAUUUAUUUCUAUAUUAUGUAUAAUUAUUCAAAUUUGUAUGUGUUGUUAUUUAAAAUCAUUAAUUGCACGUGUAUAUCACUUAUAUUAUGGUAUGCGAAUGGAAGCGUCUUUAGUACACUAAUAUAGCCAUCACACAUAGGUGGGGUUAGGAAUCUUCCAUCAGAUUCACUCAUAUAAAAACAACCAUUGGAAUGGAAGGGUAUGGUAACCUCCAUUGCCAAAAGGGGGGAAUGUAAUAAUGGCAUGAUCUGAAUUCACAUAUGGUCUGGAAGGGGUAUAUAUAUAUACAUAUAUAUAUGGUAUAUGUAUUCUACAAGAACUCAGCUGAAUGGUCAAGAAGGGGUUAACUCCUCAUUCAGAUACUAGGUCACUAUGGAAUGUAGAAAGAUCACAUUACCAGACCCCCAUCUGAGAAGGAUGACCAGCUGGCUUAAGAUCCUUUGUCUAAGGCUAAUGCCAUUCCCUACCCCCAAAGCACAUGCAGGAUGAAACCAUAUACUCUUAAAAUUACAAUGGGGGCUUGCUUAUGAGUGACAUCAUCAUUGUGGGAGGGAUGAAAAACUUACAAUAAAAGUAGCAGGAAUACUGGAGUUCACCCUCUUUCACUCUUUUUCAAUUGGAAUGGUGACCACAGCUAACAUCAGAAGUAAGUGAUCCUUACAGACACAUAAUUUCAGCACACCAUACUUUCACAUAGAUUGGGCAAAUGUAUUAGUGUAAUAUUGAUGUAUAGUUCACUGCUGAGUAUUUAUAAGUGAUUUGCAUAUGUGUAAUUUAUAUUUAAUCUGCAUAUUGUAAUAAUGUUUAAUUAGCCUCAUUGUAAUAAAAGUUUUGUUACUGCUGGAAUAA